AUGGGCGCUUCCUCUCGGGGACGUUAAUGGGUCUGAAACACAACUAGGGAGGAAAGGCGGCGGGGAGGGAAGUGAGAAAAAAAGGCAGGUGAAAAGGUCUGAGGGGCCCACUGGGCGUUGAGAAGAAAGAGAAGACUAGGAGAAGUUGCGUAAGACACAGGGGCAGUGCCAUGUAAUGUCUAGGGCACCAGAGCUUUGGAUUGCAUCGUGGGGUUUGUCACAGGAGCACUUCCGGCCUCUUGGGGCAGCCCUGUGGAGUGCGCUGGGACCUAGGUUCUGACAGAAAAACGGACUUGUUUUUGCAGAGGCACAGUUACCUAGCUCUAGAAGUUUUCAUUUCAUCGAUAUGCACAUUCUGUUACUCUGGGAGAGCAGAGAAGAGGUGUAGAAGGAAAAGGGAAGAGAAAAAGGGGAAGGGAAAAGAGAGCGGCUUUCACGUUGGCUUCUCUUUUCGAACUUCUCAAGGCAAACCCUUGCCUCCAGAAUAUGAUGGCGAGUCAAGUUGUAAAACCUGAUACUAGAAAUUGCAAGAGACCAAGAGAGCUGGAGCCUCAAAUGCCAGAUAGUCCACAUCUGUCCUCUCUUGGAAAAUCAGAUUCCUCUUUGUCUGAAAGCUCUGGACUAUUUUAUAAAGAUGAAUCCCUGGAGAAAGAUUUGAAUGACAUGAGCAAAGAAAUUAAUCUAAUGUUGUCUGCAUAUGCAAAGAUCUUAAGGCAAAGAGCAGCCGUAGAUGCAUCUUAUAUUGACGAGAUAGAUGGACUCUUCAAAGAAGCCAAUACUAUUGAAAACUUUCUAGUACAAAAAAGAGAGCUCCUGAGACAGAGGUUUACAGUGAUUGCAAACACACUGCACAGAUAAAAUUUGUACUUAAAAUAAGCUGAGAAUUUAAGCCCAUUAUUGUUGUAUUAAGAGAAUGACAUUUAUGCUCUGACACCUCUCUAGUUACUAAAGAAACUGUGUACCUUAAACAUAGAAGGGGAAACUGCUUGAAUUUCUUUUCUAGAUUUAAAAGGGGCUUUAUGCUGGACAAUAUGAAGUAUGUACCUUUUUUUUUGAGGCUUAAAUAUUUGGCAUAUUUCAUAAAAGUGUAAAUUAUUUAAAUUAUAUAUAGGUUCUUUUUUUUCCCCUUAAACCUCCUAGCAUUUCUUAAAUUUCUAAAAGAGGACUCAAUGUGUUAAUUUGGUAAUAUGUAACAAUAUUGCACUUUUUCUUUGCAGUACUCUAAGUAGCAAAUAGGUAGCUAUGGAGAUAGUUUUAAAAUGUUUUUCAUGGUCAGCAUCAUAAAAAAUACGAAACCUAAAGAUGAUUUGUCCAGUGUCACAAUAUGUAGUAAGAUAUAGCUAAGCUAUUGCUAUUUAAUGUUACCAUUUGAUUAUUUUCUCUAUUAGUUACAAUAUAUGGCUAAUAAAAAUUCUUGGUUUAAAAUUAUUUUCUUGUGGUAAAAGUGAUAAAAUAAAAACCAGAAAUUACUAAUCAGAA
Messenger RNA from Panthera uncia (snow leopard), 1479 nucleotides. It is a transcript of the gene TEX12, whose product is annotated as testis expressed 12. Bases 487 to 858 code for a protein of 123 amino acids. Gene Ontology annotation, cellular component: central element. Gene Ontology annotation, biological process: synaptonemal complex assembly. The transcript is spliced from 5 exons. Lineage: Eukaryota; Metazoa; Chordata; Mammalia; Carnivora; Felidae. The record is from RefSeq and is a predicted model, not a curated record.